UGAAAUUUAUACAAAUCAACGGCUUCUUCUUGAUCUUCAGCUUAUCAAUUUCCACCUUUCAACGUUCAUCUUCUCUUCUUCGUUACUCUACGAUACAAAACAUUCAAUUCGCUAUUUCAGGUUUUUGAUCGCAUUCGACACGAUGUUGCAAUGGAUGGGAGGAUCGAGAAGGAAAGUUACUGCUUCGAGGAUGUCUACACAGAAGAGGCAGAAGCAAUACUUUGAACAAAGGAAGCGACAACAACAAAAUGUUCAUAUCACGGGGUCAGAUAAUCGGGCUGAAAGCUCAGGCGUAGGUGGACAAAUCCACAAAGAACAUCAGUCUCUGGACAUUCUUAAUUUGCUAAACUUAUCAAAAAAUGCACAGGAAUACAAUUCUUUCAGCCAGAAUGUGAAAGGGAGGGACGAUGGAGACGUCUUUUCUGUGAUGCCAGGCAUUGUCUCAAGAAAUCAACCAAGAAUACCUACCAUAGAGGAGACUACUGCAAAUGCUUGCGGAUUUGAAGAAAAAGAAGCAGGAGUACCUUUAAGCUGCCAGAUUGAAACAUCACCAAAGAAACUUUUACGAAGUGCUCCCGAUCACCACAGAACCGCUUUUGAUGGACAACAAAGACAUCGGAAGACAGCAACAGAUCCAUACUCACUAUCUGUCAUUGAUUUGCUUUGUGAGGAUGAGCUUAAUCCCACUGUGGAAAAGUCUCCGACUUGUGAAGAUCAUGUUUCUUUUUCACUUGAAGGUUUGGGUAAAGUUGGAACAGAGACACCAGUUCAUUCACCACAACAACAGGCUAGAACUCCAUACAGAAGAUCUCCAUUUCUGAAGGAUGGAAGGAAAGCAAAGUUAAAGAACCUUAGCCACAUGCUGGAUGACAUUGAACUUGAAGUGGAUACAAUGAUGCAAGAUAUUGGGGUUUCACCUAUCAGUUCAAGUUUCCCAUCUAACAAAAUGAAGCAAAGUUCAGCAGUUAUUGAAGACCACAAGCUUUUUUAUGACCAUGCUGACAAAAAUGAAUCUUCCAUUAAUGAAGAGUUCUUCCGCAAGACUGAAAAUAAUGAAAACAAUAAAGACAGAUGGAAUGCAUGUUCUGUCUUCCUUGACGAGAAAUUUGACAAAGGGAUAGGAUAUGAUACCUCAUAUGAGAAGCCUUUUCAAAUGGAUCGUGAAUCUCCUGAAUUAUUUAAAAGAGGGGCCUGCAACAUGGAAAGUUAUGGUUUUGAAGACCUCCUUCCAGCACAAUGGUAUUUAUUUGCUGUAUUUAAGAACACUGCAUACUUUCCCAUGUUUCUUACAAUAAUACUUUUGUCUUAA
Trifolium pratense (red clover) is the source of this 1309-nucleotide messenger RNA. RefSeq lists its product as uncharacterized. The record is from RefSeq and is a predicted model, not a curated record. The coding region runs from base 143 to 1309 and encodes 388 amino acids. NCBI's taxonomy places the organism in Eukaryota, Viridiplantae, Streptophyta, Magnoliopsida, Fabales, Fabaceae. The transcript has 12 exons.